This is a messenger RNA of Branchiostoma floridae (Florida lancelet), 2817 nucleotides long. RefSeq lists its product as uncharacterized. The record is from RefSeq and is a predicted model, not a curated record. Bases 1303 to 2253 code for a protein of 316 amino acids. The transcript is spliced from 6 exons. Lineage: Eukaryota; Metazoa; Chordata; Leptocardii; Amphioxiformes; Branchiostomatidae.
GACAGGGUUGGUGGAAAACAUUCUUGCCCACAAACCGCGGAAAAACCGGAGCGGGACGGGAGGGUGGCUGGAAUGGCUGCAUAAUCGUUUUAAAGCCGUAGACUUAUCAUUAGGCUUGUUAUGUGACAGUAGGACUAUAAGAGGAUGGACCUCUCCUGUAUAUUUUGGUAAAUUAUUCACAGUGCUUUCGUCACUUUCUACAUUUACCACCCUUUAGUCGUGGAGUCUGAUGAUAAGUUAAGAUUUGGCGGCUUAUACCGGUGGUCGAGAAAACACUGCAAAAAUAUGGCUAGAGAUUAAAGGUGCCAUGGAUGAUUAACUACCUGUUAGGUGAACUACAAGAGACCGCAAAGUGUUCUUUAAUACACUUUGUAUAGCCGUAUGGUUAGAAUAUGUAAUACCGCCCCACAAUGCCCAAAAGACUACGUUGACGUUGUCUAUAUCUUACUACAAUACUUUAAUAGCUACAUUGUGGGUUUGAAAUACACGUUUCAUCUUUCUUCACGUAACACGCUAUAAUAAAGAUUUCCAUAGCUCAGUUCAAUGACGUGCUACUAUUGCACAAUGUUGCCCAAUUUGUCACUACGUCAUCAAAACACGAUGGUCGUUGGAGGGAAAUAUUCAUCCACAACGCAACAAGGACCACAAGGAGGACCUUAUUGUGCACAAUAAUUUAAAAAAAAAGAAAACACAAGCACACAUUCAAAAUAAAGAAAUUAUAUUUCCAUGUACAUGUAAUGUUACCGCCGAAAAAUUAAAGAUUACAAGUUAACCGAAGUAUCACUACAAAGCAACAUAUAGAACAAUCGCAGAUGAAACAUAGAACAAUUCAACCUUUCACCCCUAUCAGGAUCACCCAUAUAGUUUUCUAUCACUCAAAGGAACGAAUCGUCUUUGCCUCAAUCAUUGCCUCGAGUUUGAUACUUCUGAGCGGUUCUCCUAUCAGAGCAGCUCAGAGCUGAAUCUGAGACUUUUCCACAAUACGACAGUGUGCUAAAAUCAGCGUUAGACUUUUAAAUUUCGCGUUAAGCGUUCAAUUUUGUAAAUCCCCCUAGCGCCCCUCCCCCUUUCAUACUCAGACUUUGCCCUACUUCCGGGUUGCGUCAGUUGUGCUUUGCUGUUCGGUAUGACGUGUCGCGGCGAUGAUGUCAUACUCCACCGGCCUUUUUAAACAUCAACAAAACUGCGUGAGAGAAUAUUGUAGUGUGUAACGACUUCGUGAGCUAUACUCUGCCCUUUCAAAGACUAGGGCGCAUUCCUACUAGACGGCCGAAGUCACCGACUGUGGAACCCCAAUUCAACAUGGAAGCACUGACGACAGCUAUCCGCCUAAUGUGUGGUUUUUACUUCGUGUACGCGUCCUUUGUCUGGUCGGCUGGGUCGCUACUGUCGUUGGUGCUCUUUGCAGCUUCCAUUUUCCUGCUACGGUCACACCGAGAGCAAACUAUGACGUCAUCUAUUGGGAACACCCCGUCUCCUAGGCAACGGCGUAACCAAGGAGAUGACAACAUUCCAAGAGACGUGGAGGAAAGAUACAAACGUCAGAUUCUGGACCUUGUGUGUUACGACGCCAGUUCGUGUAUUUCGUUGGAGAACUUCACGCCAGUGAAGGAAGGGACGGAAUGUGUGUUUGCCAGGUCAGCUUGUUUAUGGGGGUCGGCGGAUUGGGACGAACAACUCAGCUUAGAGGAAAACAUCAAAAGGUCUUUGCCGAUGUUUGUAAAGUUCUGUGCGGUCCAGUCGCAUUUAGGGCUCGACGGGUUUCUGUUCGAGUUGCCUGGAAGAGAGUUUGGGGCGAGUCCGGAGAAACUUGGGAACGGCGUAAGACGUCUUCUGAAGGUUCUAUCGGACGUUGACCCCGCCGGCGUACACUGUAUGGACAAGUCUUACGUCUCCAAGCGAGGCUGGUGUUUCGAGUUUGACAGGUGCACGUUCUUUGCGACCACCUUCGCGCCUUGCUAUCCGGAGACACACUCCAGGUUUAGCUUCAACUGCAAGAACAGCUUCGUUCUACUGCAACCGGAGGAGUCCUUUCUUCGGCACAACAUCGGCGCCGACACGCCUCACACGGACUGGGAGAACCCUCGGACCGUACGGGACCAGAUCCGGGCGGCGUACAGACGAGCAGGCCGCCCCUACACCAUUAGGGACACGGUCAUCUAUCCACCGGCGCACGACAUCGUCAAACCGCUAGGGGGCGAUCCUGGACAAGACGAUGUAGUGGCCUGGUGGGUUGACGAGAAGAGUGAUUGAUAGUAUACGAACAUGAUUUGCGUAGACGACAUAAAUAGGGAAGUGGGCCACCUUACUACAUGUAUAUAAACACUGCUUCAUGGCACUGUAUAUGAUUGGAUGCCUACUCAUUACUCAAUAGAUAUAAAAGAGAUAUGUAGUUACUUAGUCCAUAUACAUGUAUAUGUAUGUAACUUCACAAUCCUUGUUCGAAAUUCAAACGUGUUCUAAGUAUUUUGUGCAUCCACAUAUUGUCUUAAAUUUCAUCCAUUUUCAUGAAUAUUGAGCAACAAAUUUUUGCUGUACUACAACAUCGUGUACUUCUUUUUCAUACGUACUUAGUACUAUUACCCUCAAAGUUGCUCCUUCCCAUAACAUUGCAUCAGGAAAAAUCAUUUCGACUUACUUCCCCCAAAAAGACACAAUGUAAAGAUGUAUGCAAAUGAUGUUACUAGUAUUCUGUUAAACAAACCCAUGUGAAUUGCAAAAGUACGAAGAAAGAGAAAAUGAAAGGCGUGCUUAUGUAAGAUAGCCAUUGUAAAGGGAGUGAGUUACAUAGGAACACUACUGACGUUUUUCUGUUCU